Messenger RNA from Blastomyces dermatitidis ER-3, 843 nucleotides. RefSeq lists its product as uncharacterized. The transcript has 4 exons. Bases 1 to 843 code for a protein of 280 amino acids. NCBI's taxonomy places the organism in Eukaryota, Fungi, Ascomycota, Eurotiomycetes, Onygenales, Ajellomycetaceae. The record is from RefSeq and is a predicted model, not a curated record.
AUGGAAUGCGUCAACUUCAAGCCUUUCUCAGACCCGCAUGAGUUCAGUGAACUGAUAUCAGAAACUCCAGAUCUGUUCUCCUUUGACUGGCUGCAGAAAACAUUGGAUUUGGAAGUGGUUUGCAAGGACACGACAAAGGAAGAGGUUGGGAUUUCAACCCCGCCGAGUCUUGAACAAGCUAUCCGGAAAUGUGCGAGGAUCAACUCCCCAAAUUCCCCGAAUUUCCUCUGCCCGCCCGCCGACUAUAGUUGGACUGGUUGGAUGGGAUUAGCUAUCGAUGACUUGAAAAAAGAAGUUACAAUCAAAACUGAAGCAAAGUGUGAUGGUCCAUUGUUUUCCAUCCUCGGUCAAGGCUUGGCCGCUGACGGCCACCGCCGCGUUCUUGCGCAUCGUCUCUUUCGACAUAGGCCAGAUCACUGGGGCAUUAUGAUCCGAGAUCACUCACCAUUGAACCAGCACAAGAGCUGUAGGGAUUAUCUUCUUCGAAGUGAAAUAAUGGGAAUCACUUCGAUCAUAUACCGCCAGAUGAAUGAAGUACGCUGGGACCCCUCGAAAUCCAAAUAUACGGAGCCGGAAUUAAUAUACUCGGGUGGUCCUUUAGUCAUGGAUGCAACGCUGACAUUCUUCUUGGCCACGGUUGUGACCUUUAUUCCCGGCAAAGUACGGGUGGUUCAGGCGACUUGUGAUCCAUCAAACGCAUCCACCUCCCUUACGUUCGCACUGAGAGCUUUUUAUAAUUUUAGCAUGUCUUGCUAUGACAAGACCACUGCUCAGAAGGUUCUGAAAUGGGUUCUUUGCCCGCCAAACCCGGCUCAGGGUCCGUGGAGAGGAAAGACAGCAUAA